Messenger RNA from Dromiciops gliroides (monito del monte), 2186 nucleotides. It is a transcript of the gene DYNC2LI1, whose product is annotated as dynein cytoplasmic 2 light intermediate chain 1. Gene Ontology annotation, molecular function: dynein heavy chain binding. The coding region runs from base 87 to 1142 and encodes 351 amino acids. The transcript is spliced from 14 exons. The record is from RefSeq and is a predicted model, not a curated record. Gene Ontology annotation, biological process: intraciliary retrograde transport; intraciliary transport involved in cilium assembly. NCBI's taxonomy places the organism in Eukaryota, Metazoa, Chordata, Mammalia, Microbiotheria, Microbiotheriidae. Gene Ontology annotation, cellular component: cytoplasmic dynein complex; axoneme; ciliary basal body.
GCUGCCAUGGCAAGCAGGAAGUUCGUCCCUUCCAGGCCCCCAGGCCGGACUCGGGGUUUAGCUUCAGCUCCUCUAGGGAGGCCGAGAUGCCCAGUGAUACACUCUGUGAAAUUGCAAAAGCCAAAGUGGAGAAGAGAGAAAUUUCUGAAAAUGGUGGAGAUGGAAUAGAAGUCUGUGAAAAAUCCGUAUUCUUCAUUGGCAGCAAAAAUGGGGGCAAGACUACUAUUAUUCUAAGAUGUCUUGACAGAGAUGAGCCACCAAAACCAACCUUAGCCUUGGAGUACACUUAUGGAAGAAGAACAAAAGGGCACAACACACCUAAAGACAUUGCUCAUUUUUGGGAAUUGGGUGGAGGAACCUCUUUAUUGGACUUAAUCAGCAUCCCAAUAACCAAUGAGACUUUGCGGACAUUCUCUUUAGUUCUUGUUUUGGAUCUUUCAAAACCCAAUGACCUUUGGCCAACGAUGGAAAGUCUGCUGCAAGUCACAAAAACCCAUGUAGACAAGCUCAUAGUGAAACUGGGCAAGACCAAUGCUAAAGCAGCUUCUGAAAUGAGACAGAAGAUGUGGAGUAAUAUGCAGAAGGACCAUCCAGAUCGUGAAUUAAUUGACCCAUUUCCAAUUCCUCUGGUGAUAAUUGGAAGUAAAUAUGAUAUUUUUCAGGAUUUUGAUUCUGAGAAGAGAAAAAUAAUCUGUAAGACACUUCGGUUUGUUUCCCAUUAUUACGGAGCUUCAUUGAUGUUUGCCAGUAAAUCAGAAGCUCUCCUACUGAAAAUCCAUGGAAUUAUCAAUCAGUUAGCAUUUGGCAUUGAGAAAAGCAAAUCAAUAACUGUGGACCAGAAUAAACCCCUGUUUAUCCCAGCAGGAUUGGAUUCCUUAAGUCAAAUAGGGUCACCUCCUGUCUCUGAGAAUGACAUUGGAAAGCUUCAUGCACAAACACCCAUGGAGUUAUGGAAAAAAGUGUAUGAAAAAGUCUUUCCGUCAAAGAGUGCAAGUACAUCUAAGGAGACCAGAGACCCAGCACGAGACCCCCAGUAUGCAGAAAGUGAAGUUAAUGAGAUGCGAGCGCAGAAAGAUCAGGAACUGGAACAAUAUAAAAAAAAUUCUUCUAAAUCCUGGAAACAAAUCGAGUUUGACUCUUGAACCUAAUACAAGUCAACACAGGCAUCAGUAGUUUUAUUGAAUGUUCAAACAUGUGUUUGAAAUAGUUAUGAAUGAAGACUUAUUCUCUCAUACUACAACAAUUUCCUUUAUGAAAUGGCUCCUCUGGAAUUAAGGUACUUCUAACCCAGGGUUUAAAGUAGAAGGAUAGCCUUGAGUUGAGACUUCAUCAGAAGUAUCCCGCAGUAGUUAAUCUGAUUGCAUCCUCCUGAAGUCAAUCUCAUGAAAUUCCUGUCUGAAAGCCUGGAUAAAGAUGUGUGCUGAAGGGGCUGCUGAUAUGACCAAAACCUCAAAGACUCUAACCACCUAAGAACUAAAGGCUUCAGUUUCAGUAGGAUAACCAGCAUGUUUGUGUAUAAGCCAGCCAGCUUAAAUGUGUAGAAACCUACCAGUCUGAAUACACAGAUCAAAGUCUUUCAGUUGACAGAUACUGGAUUAUAUUAUUGAUAUGUCUGAAAUUAAAAGCUAGCUCUCAACUUUGGGGAAGAAAAAGUAUAAUGAAUAUGAAUUUUCUAAAAAUUUGGAAUAAUUUGAAUACUAUGUUCAUGUAUUCACAUAAAUAUUUGUAUUUUCUGAUAGCUAAUAGGUAGAGAGGGUCAAGAAGCCUAUUUUAUUUGAAGUUCUGCUAUUGAGUUGGAAAAAUCAUUAACUCUGUAUCUCAGUAAAAUAUAGAUUACGCUUAGAUUGCUUUAUUUUUAUUUUGCUUAGUGUGAAUUAUAUAAAUCUGAUUCAUAUAUGCAUCUCUAAUACUUUUAGAUUUUAUUAAUAUGAACCCAAAAGUCUUUGCUGUAUUAAAAAAAUACAAAUAGAAAGUAAAUUACUGUGUAAUCUUUUUGUACAAACACUAAGGGACAGGAAUCAAAUGUAUCAUAUGGGCAAUGUUAUUUGAGUUUUUUAUAGUACAGGGUCAUUUAUAACCAAAUCCAUGGAAUGGCUAGCUAUAGAAUUCAUGGUCAUAUAAAAAGCUAUGUGACAUAUAUUUCAUUGAUUGAAUAAAUGCUAAUAAGUGUUGAUUUUAACAUUAAA